This is a messenger RNA of Brassicogethes aeneus, 3402 nucleotides long. NCBI's taxonomy places the organism in Eukaryota, Metazoa, Arthropoda, Insecta, Coleoptera, Nitidulidae. The record is from the annotation of a GenBank genome assembly.
AUAGUGCGCUUAGACUCUCAAGACCACGAGAGUGCGGGCCAGGAUGGAGUGGUCGAAAAAAAGGAGAAAGAAGGGCACCAGGAGACGGUCGACACACCUUUAACUUCUCCGUCGGACGAUUUGCCGAUACAGGGAUCGGAUGCCAGCUCGGUGAUAUUUGCCUCGACGCCGGCGUCGAGAAAGCACGAGUUCCCAGGCGCGCUGCCGCCCAGCCUCCCGAACAAUGGCGCCAGCAGCUCGCCGGUGCCGGCUCCCACGCCGCCCAACGUGCCCGCGCCGUCCCCGGCGCCCGCCCAGCAGCCUCCGCACCAUCAUCCGCCGAUACUGGCCGCCGCCACAAUACCAUCGGCGCCCGCGACAACCACGCAAACGCCGUCGGCUGCUACCGCCGCUGGGCCGACCGCCCCCGGGCUACUCAAACCGAUACCAGUGUCUUCACCGGCUCCAGCCACGCCAGCAAUAAGCAGCGGCAUGCAUCCGCCGCCGCAAGCGAGCGUACCGACGGCCGCCGCCGCCCUGCCGCCGCAACCGGCGGCGGCGGCGCCCGCCUCCCACCAUCCGCCCGCGCUCGACUCGUCGGCAAUGCCGGGCGGCCACGCGAUGCGGACGGCCGACAGCCCGGCGGUGGCGACGUCGGCGAACGCCGCCGUGGCGCCGUCCCCGGCGUACCACCACCCGUCUUACCAGCCGCUCUACGCGCCCUACGCCUCGGUGCACAGCACAACCACCCAAUACACGUCGAUGGGAACGUCGUCGUCUGCGGCGGCGGCGCCGCUCCCACCGCCGCCGUCGAUAGCGAGCAUGGCGGCACCGCCGGCCACCGCAGUCAGCACGGCGGGCGGUCACAGGGCGGCGCCGCCCCACGAACGGGAACCGCUCCAUCAGCUGCUACCGCCGCCUCCCAAGAUGGUCGCCGCCUUGCCUCGGGUGCCCAGUCCCCAUGCCUCAGCGACCAGCGGCGGCGCAAGCAGGGAGCAACGUGAUAGAGAGAGGGAGAGAGAAAGGGAUAGGGAUAGGGAACGAGAAAGGGAAAGUUAUAGCAGCAGCGUGACGAGUCUGAGCCGCAGCAGCGCAUCCACCACGACGCUUAGCUGUCCGCCGCCCUCGUCAUCAUCAACCACCGCAGUGUCUUCUAGUCUACUAACGAGCGGCGGCGGAGUCGGCGGCCCGGCUCCCGCCCCGAAGCCGUGGCCGCCUCCGCCGACGCAGCAGCAGCCGGCGACGUCGAGCGGUUUGCCGUCGGCGGCGCCGCGUCUCAGUCCGGCGCCGCCGCCGCCGCGACCCACGCCGCCCCUGCACGCGUCCUUCCCGGCGGCGCCCAUGUUCGCCGCCCCGAUGCCGCCGCCCGUUUCGGCGCCCAGUCCGCUGACGACGCCGCCCGUCGCCGCCAAUCCCAACCCCUUCUCCGCCGAGAGCCUCUUCCAAAACAAUCAAACGGACAUGCUGCGGAGAGAGCUCGACAAUCGGUUCCUAGCGUCGCAAGACCGAUCUCUGGGGGUGGCGCCACCUCCUUACCUGAGAACCGAGAUGCACCAACAUCAGCACCACCACACGCACGUGCAUCAGCACACGACGUCUCUGCUGCCGCCACCGGCCGCCUCUUCAAUCUUCCCAUCUCCACUGACAAUGUCGCCGAUGGAACGCCUAGCGAGAAGAAGUCAAAGCAGUUUCAAGGAUAUUCCGAAAAUCGGCAGCGUGGAGUCGCCGUUCUACCGGCAAAACCUCGGCAUGCCGAAUUAUCCCGGAUAUUCGGCUCCCGGCUUGAUGCACCACGGUUUGACGACAGGGCCGACGCCUUUCGCGCCGCCAAACCAUUUGCCACCAUUCCAGCCCAAGUCCACGGUGCCUAGCGAUCCAACAAAGCCAAAAAUUGUGAAGUCGGGAAAAUGGAACGCGAUGCACGUGCGGGUGGCGUGGGAGAUUUACCACCACCAGCAGAAGAGCGGCGAGGCCAAGGGACAGAUAACGCCCGCCAAGCCGUCCACCGAGCUGCUGAGGCCGCCGACGCAUCCCUACUCGACGGCAACGCACGGGGCGGGCGCCCGGCCGCCCUCCCACCACGACCUGUCGCCGUUCGGGCAUAGGCCGCCCGGAUUCGACCCGCAGCCGCAUCAUCCCGGAUCCCUGUUCGGGCCCACUGCCGCACACUUGGGAAAAUCCCCAUUCGCCGCUGGCGCGUCGACAAUCUCGCCGUUCACGCGCUACGGCGGCGGGCCUUUGGGCGCCGCCUCCGGCUCGCCGUUCAGCGUGUCUCCGUUCGCGGCCGCCGCCCGCGACGGUCACCUCUCGCUGAGCGCCGCGCUGCACCACGCCGAUCCCUGGCGGUCGGCGGCGAUGCAGCGCUUCCCGCCGCCGCCGUCGUCGGUGUCGCAGCUGCCGCCCACCUUACCGGGGCUGCCGCCGCCGCAACCGCCGGCACCGUGGACCGUCAAGCCGGACCCGGUGCUCGAGCAGCAGAGGGAGCGCGAGUCAAGGGAGAGAGAGGAGCGCGAGAGGGAGCGGUUGAGGAGGGAGCGAGAGGAGAGGGAGAGGCGGGAGCGGGAGGAGAAGCAGAGGCGGUUGGAGCAGCAACAGCAACAGGAGCGCGAACGCGAGCGCAGAGAGAAGGAGCGCCGCGAGCUGGAGCGCCGCGAGAUGGAGCGCGAACGCGAGCGGCUGCUGCACCAGCAACGCUUGGCCGACGCGGCCAAGCAGCAGCAGCAGCGCGAGCAACAGCAACGCGAGCAGCAGCAACAGCAACAGAUGUCUGCGGGAAAUGCGCAGAGGGACCGGUCGCCGCACCGCAACGGCCAGGCCGAUCCCUCGGAGCUGAUUCGCGUCAAGGAGGAGCCGAGGUCGAUAAAAGAGGAGGAGCAGCACCACCUUCAGAGGCAGCAGGAGCAGCAGCACCGACAGCAGGAGCAGCAGCACAGGCAGCAGGAGCAGCAGCAGCAACAACAGCAGCAUCAGCACAUGAUGAGUCGGCAGCCCGAUCCACGGUCAGUAAUUCUCUACCACCCCUAUCUCCGCCACCCGGUAAACCACCUCCAACCGCCGCCCCAGAGCGUGCUGGACCGCUCGCGCCUGAUGUCAGCGCACCCCUCGAUGGCGGCGCACUACGCGCCGCCGCACUCCGCAUCGGCGCACUGGCCGCCCCCGCCGCCGCCGCACGAUCCCUUCGCCGCCUACCACCACUCCCGCUACGGCUACGGUCCGCUCGUCGACGCCGCCAUGCAGGACCGCGCCGCCGCCUUCUACGGCGCCUACGGCGUGCAGGCGCAUCACGCCGCAGCCGCGGCCGCCGCCGCCGCCCAGGUGCGGCACAAGGACGUGUCGCACCUGCGCGCGCCGCCGCCCCGCGCCGCUCCGCUCGCGCAGGACCACCCCGGCGGCGGCGUGCACAAGAAGGAGGAGCCCCGAUAG